Amphiprion ocellaris (clown anemonefish) is the source of this 2505-nucleotide messenger RNA. RefSeq names its product protein kinase, AMP-activated, beta 1 non-catalytic subunit, b (gene prkab1b). The record is from RefSeq and is a predicted model, not a curated record. The transcript has 8 exons. Gene Ontology annotation, biological process: signal transduction. Gene Ontology annotation, molecular function: protein kinase binding. Gene Ontology annotation, cellular component: nucleotide-activated protein kinase complex; nucleus; cytoplasm. Lineage: Eukaryota; Metazoa; Chordata; Actinopteri; Pomacentridae. Bases 204 to 1010 code for a protein of 268 amino acids.
UCUUCACUUCUCUGACAAACACUCAGGUUUCCACCGAAUGGCGAAAAUGUGCGAAAAACGGCCGAUCAGCAGCGAAUAAGACAGAAACAAGGGAAGGAAGAGAGAGAUUUAACACAAAUUAACCAUCAGAGACAGCUCGUCUGUUGUGGAGUCGUGGGACGGUGAAGGUUGUUUCCGGUCAGAGUGUUUUUGCGGGCAGCAGGAUGGGGAACAGCAGCAGUGACCGGUCCGGCGGUGGCCAGGGGGACAGGUCAUACAGGGACGGACAGCAGGGAGGGAAGGAAGCUCGUCCCAACAUCAUGAUGGACAGCGGAGAGGACGCGGACCUGUUCCAGAGAGAAGAUCCAAAGGCUCCACAGGAACUACAGGAAUUCCUGGCCUGGCAGCAGGACCUGGACAGUGACAGUAAAAGUCCUACACAAGCCAGACCAACUGUGUUCAGAUGGUCCGGAGUCGCCAAAGAAGUCUUUGUCUCUGGCUCCUUUAACAACUGGGUCACCAAGAUCCCCCUCAACAAAAGUCAGAAAAACUUUGUUGCUAUUGUGGACCUGCCGGAGGGAGAGCACCAGUACAAGUUCUGUGUGGACGGUCAGUGGAUCCUGGAUCCAACAGGGGCCGUGAUGACAUCUAAAACUGGAACAGUCAAUAAUGUUAUACAGGUGAAAAGAUCUGACUUUGAAGUCUUUGAUGCCCUCAGGAUUGACUCAGAGGAUUCAGCAGACAUCUCAGAUUUGUCCAGUUCCCCUCCUGGUCCCUACCAACAGGAUGCAUAUGUAACCAAACCAGAAGACAAGAUCAAACAUCCUCCUAUCUUACCUCCCCACUUGCUGCAGGUGCUGCUCAACAAGGACACUGGAAUCUCUUGUGACCCGACACUGCUUCCAGAACCUAACCAUGUGAUGCUCAAUCACCUGUACGCCCUCUCCAUCAAGGACGGGGUGAUGGUUCUCAGUGCAACACACCGAUACAAGAAGAAGUAUGUGACCACUCUUCUGUACAAGCCAAUAUAAUCCACAGAGGUGGGAUCCAGCCUCUUAUUUUAUAACAUUUUAUUGGUGUAUACAGCUGCUAUUUGGAUUGACUUGCUGAAACUGGACCUAAAUACCUUUCUAAUGUCAGUGUAAAACAUUUGCCAAAGCUGUUUGUUACCAUUGUGUUGUCUGAAAAUUUGCAAAUGUUAUGCCUAAUUUUUGUAUUUAUGUAUAGAUCUCUGUGAUCAGGUUCUAUCUAAAUACCCAAGAUGACAAGAUCAGGUGAAUGUUUAUGUCCAUUCUAAUUUCACUUGGUUUGUAAGUAGAAGUAUGGUUGAAGAAAAGACCAAACAUGAAACUUUUCCCUUGUGGCUCUGGUUCAGUUAGUACAAAGUCAGGGUUCCAGUGAGCCUUUAUGUAAGUGACCUGGAACUAUGAGAGACUGUGACUGGAUAAUAUAAACUAUGGUAUAGUUAGAUAAACACAGCUGCAAUCUCUGCUAUAUAAACUCUACAUAUGUGAGCAAACAGCCACCAGGAUGGUGAAAUGUUAAAAUCCAACAGGAAACCUCACAUUGAGAGUCUCACUACUUUAUUUCAAUCUGAUUCCUUUGCACAAAAUCAGCCUCCUUUUACAUCUGAUUUUAAAAAUCAAAAAGACAUUAAACUUUUUGAGAAGAAACAAGAAAUCCUCCCAUAUUUUCUCUGUGUUGCGUCACUCAGUUGGAACAGUGGACUUUGGUGUCUAGGUUUUUGUAUUCAGGGUUGUAUUCAGUUUGAGCAAGGCACUCAGCCGCCACACGAUCGCACUCACAUACAGCAGCCUGGCACUUAUUGUUGGCACCUGCAGAGAGAGAAGCCUGAGUCAGCACAAGAGCAGACAGCUGCAUGAUCUUAACAACACAAACACAACAUAAUAGACAUACUCUGGUUAUAAUGCCAGUGUGAGAAUAUAUUGACGACAGUGAGUGCUCUCUCCACUGUUAUUCAAGCUUCAAUCCCAAACUGCGUAAUGCCUAUAUAUAGCUGUUGAAAUAUACAGUAUUUAUACACAGGGCCACAAGUGCAGCCUUGCUUAAUUUACACUAAAGCUAAGUCUACUAUUCACUGAAUGCUGCCAGUGCUGGCAAACUGGAAAAUGCUUUAAAGGCUGUAGACAUGAGAAACCUCUACAGUACUUCUACUGUAUUUAAAUGAUCAAAAAUGUCAUUAUUUUACAGAUAUUUGCUGUUUGUUGGAAAAAAAACUAUGUAUACCCAGGACUGGAUAAUGGUAAAGCUGUUAUUUCACAGAUUUUCUCUGUUUUGUUAAGCUGCAGAUAAUAACUAAACAAAAGUGUUAAAAAAUUAUUAAAUUCCACUUUCCCUUUAAAAACCCCCCAAAAAACAGGUCAUCAUUGUGAAUGAUGUCCCCUCAAAAAUCUGCAUUUUUGUAAUUUUUUUCAGCAUUUUUUGGGGGGACUUUAAAAAAAAACAUCUACACUGUAUUUUAAUAUUAAAUAUUACUAAUAAAUUGACAGUAUAUACCUCAUCAGA